Messenger RNA from Thyridium curvatum, 723 nucleotides. RefSeq lists its product as uncharacterized. The transcript has a single exon. NCBI's taxonomy places the organism in Eukaryota, Fungi, Ascomycota, Sordariomycetes, Thyridiales, Thyridiaceae. The record is from RefSeq and is a predicted model, not a curated record. Gene Ontology annotation, molecular function: acyltransferase activity, transferring groups other than amino-acyl groups. The coding region runs from base 1 to 723 and encodes 240 amino acids.
AUGGACGCCGAGACCACCGCCCCAACCAACCCGGCCAUCGCGGAGCCCACCCCGCCCUCCGGCCCCGCCCCCGCCGACCCCUCCGCCGGCGUGCCCUUCCCCCCGCCCCCGAUCCUGGAGCUAGACCGCCUCGCCCUGCGCCCGCUGCACGCGCGCGACGCGCCCGUCCUCGCCCGGCGGGCCAACGACCCGGGCGUCGCGGGCAACAUGUCGAACCGGUUCCCGUACCCGUACACCGAGGCCGCGGCCGCCGCCUGGCUAGCCGGCGUCGUCGCCCGGUCGGACCACGACUACGCCAUCUGCACCCGCGAGAACCACGCGGAGCUGCUCGGCGUGAUCGGCAUCCGCCCCCACGGCGACGUCGAGUGGCGCACGCGCGAGCUGGGCUACUGGAUCGCGCGCGAGUGCUGGGGCAAGGGGUACAUGUCCGAGGCGGCGCGGGGGUUCUGCCGCUGGGCGUUCGACGCGAUCCCGCAGAUGCGGCGCAUCGACGCCGGGUGCUUCGGGUUCAACGCCGGCAGCGCGCGGGUGCUGGCCAAGGCCGGGUUCGCGCUCGAGGGGACGCGGCGGCUGUGCGUCGAGAAGAACGGCGUCAUGACGGACGCGAAGCUGUUUGGCCUGCUGAGGGAGGAGUGUCCCGGGGUCCGGUCGGCGACGGUGACGGGGACGCUGGAGGAGGAGUUGGCGAAGAAGGAAGAGGAGGAGGGGAAGAAAGUAAAGUAG